This is a messenger RNA of Mandrillus leucophaeus (drill), 896 nucleotides long. RefSeq lists its product as uncharacterized. The transcript has a single exon. NCBI's taxonomy places the organism in Eukaryota, Metazoa, Chordata, Mammalia, Primates, Cercopithecidae. Bases 296 to 823 code for a protein of 175 amino acids. The record is from RefSeq and is a predicted model, not a curated record.
UCCUUAUGUCACAUUCCCUGUUGCCUUCGUGGUCGGGGCUGUGGGCUACCACCUGGAAUGGUUCAUCAGGGGAAAGGACCCCCAGCCCGUGGAGGAGGAAAAGAGCAUCUCAGAGCGCCGAGAGGAUCGCAAGCUGGAUGAGCUUCUAGGCAAGGACCACACGCAAGUGGUGAGCCUUAAGGACAAGCUAGAAUUUGCCCCGAAAGCUGUGCUGAACAGAAACCGCCCAGAGAAGAAUUGAUGGAGGACACAGGGCCCUACGGCCCUACUGUGGGCGGUGACUUGUCCUGCUACCAUGUUGACAGAGCCCCAGAACCCACAUCUAAUUGGCUUUGUUGCUUAUUCUGGCCCCUCCCACACCACACAGCCACACAAAUACUGGCUGCUCCUUGAUGUCCAGGCAGACCCAGCGGCAGCCAAAGGGCCAGUGAAGAGGAAGGCCGCAUCUGUUGUGUGGUGGCCACAAGCACUCAGGCAUCUGAGUUUACUGGUGCACUGCUGGGAGGAGUGUUAUGAGAUGAACGUUGGCUGUCAAUCUCUGUGGGCAGGCGGUUUGGCCUCGAGUGGGAAUGGCUGGGAUUUGGGUGUUGCCUUUAGGAGGGAUACCUGCAUGUCUAGUUCCAGUCUGCACUGGGAAGAAUUCAAAUAUGCACCUGGCUCCCUUCACUGUUUUGCCCUAUCCUUUGUGCUCAUUCUUACUGAAAUCUGUCUUGUUAGCUCAGGAAUGGGAUUCCCCCAGGAAGGAAAGCAUUUUUCUGUUCUGGGAAGCCCAGACUGUUCACUAUGGGGCAGGGACGAACAUGUGCCUCGUGAAUUUGCUUGAAAACAGUCCCCAUCAUCUACCCCCAUCACUGUAGAGUGCAAAACUUGAUUAAAGUGGUAUCUGAGAACCAUAA